Messenger RNA from Neoarius graeffei (lesser salmon catfish), 1950 nucleotides. RefSeq lists its product as uncharacterized. Gene Ontology annotation, molecular function: sequence-specific DNA binding. Bases 386 to 1243 code for a protein of 285 amino acids. The record is from RefSeq and is a predicted model, not a curated record. Lineage: Eukaryota; Metazoa; Chordata; Actinopteri; Siluriformes; Ariidae. The transcript has 5 exons.
CGGCGCCAUUUUGGCUCAAAGAAACUCAGGGUUGCACUUCUUUGCCAUGGCAUAUUUCUUAUUUAGAAAUAUAUAAUCUGACAAAUGAUUUCGUAAUGCGUGUUCUGAACGUCAACAAUUUAUUUGCUCUUUCAUUCAAACGACUAUAUACCUGAAAGAUAGAAUAUAGUUAUCUAACGUCACGCCAGGGUGCUCUUAGCUAAUUGUUGCUAACCUUUUUUUCGUGAAAGUUCGAUAUGAUUGGCUAGAAUUUCAAUCACGCAAGCAGUCCGCCAAUCAUAUUAUAUUUCAGAGUACUACCAUCCAAUCCUAACGUAGAAAGGCGGGAUUUGUAUGAAUACGGGUAGGGUAAAGGAAAUAUCGCUAAGCUAAUUUGGCAAAAACAAUGGGUGGAUGCUCUGCUCCGAAUUGCUCCAAUUCUACAACCAUCGGAAAACAACUUUUCCGUUUUCCAAAAGAUCCGAUUCGGAUGAGAAAGUGGCUGAUAAACUGUCGACGGGACUUCGUACCAACCCCCUGUUCCAGACUUUGCCAGGAUCAUUUUGAGGACAGCCAGUUUGAGGAAAUCGCCAGGUCACCAACAGGAGGAAGGAAACUGAAACCCAACGCAGUUCCCACACUGUUCAACGUCCCAAACCCGCCCUCGCCCAUCGCCCAACACACUCUCACCGCCCUCCCGCUGAAACUUGAUCUGGAGAAAGACCUGAAGUUUGGGGAUCACGGUUACGCUCGCCGGCAGCCCCGAACAGAGUUUGAGGAAGACGAGCUGCAGAGAGCCGAGGAAGAGCGGCCGUGUUCUCUGUGUCAGCACUAUAAAACCCAGCUGGAGCAGCAGCAGCAGCACACGGCCAGGCUGCAGAGAGAGGUGGAGGAGAUGAAGAAGCGCUUGCACAGGCUCAGCAGGAUGGAGAAAGGACUGCAGAUGUUCCUGUACGAAGAUCAGAUCCGAGCGCUGACCCUAACCAAGCGCUCGCGCCGCGCCGUCUGGUCCCACAACACCAUCCUGACGGCGCGGAAGAUCCGUUGCGCUGUCGGCGUGAAAGGAUACGAGCUCCUGCGAGAGCUCGGCUACCCGCUGCCCUCAUACCGGACCCUGUGUAACCGACUCGAACCCAAAGUGGUGAUGAUGAACACGAGCAUGCAGGAGGAUCUGGCAGAACUCGGGCUGGGGAUCAUCGCCGCCUGUGACAGUCCGGAUGAGAACGGGACAAGCGAUGAAGGACUGAUCGGGAUGAUGACAUAAGACUGGGCUGAAGGUGUAUGAAGAUGUUCCAGUGCAUCUGCUUAUGAUUUCUUCAAGAGGAUAAAUAACACGCUGAAGAAGGAGAGCAGGGAGAGAAUUAUUCAGUGAGGAGAAAAGGACAGAAGCGCGCUGUGGGAGGAAAAUAAUCAGUGACGUGAUGUAGGAUGGUGGGAUGCAAAGCAGGUAUUACAGGGUUACGUGGUUUUUGUUUUUCCCCAAAUAAAAUUUCACACACACAAAAUGUAUGAAAAUUUCCGAAACGUAGCUCGCACAUUACUGUAUAAAUGACACAAAACUUGAUCUUUACAGAAAACGAUGUCCUCCAGAAGACAAGAUUUAGUGAAAGAAUGGAUUAUUUUAAGGAGGUGUAACAAGAGGGAAAAGGGGAGGAAUAAUAAUAAUAGGUAAAGAAAAAAGAGAGGAAACCAGCCAUGGAGUAAUUAUGAUAACAGAAUUAUGAAUGAAUGAAUGAAUUUAUUUUUAUUUUGAACAUGUAUAAAAAAAGUGUAUGUAACUAUUUGUACAUACAAAAGAAAAAAACGAGAAAUCAAAAAAAAUAAAAUAACAUAAAGAGCUAAGACAUUACAAAACACUGCACAUUGUUCGAAAAAGGAGUGGGAAGAAGUACAAUACUUUUUUAAUUUCCCACCCCUUUUUAACUACCCCGAAAUCCAAACUACAUUAAUACACCUAUAAAAAUAUAUACC